Leptidea sinapis is the source of this 2482-nucleotide messenger RNA. Its product is annotated as adipocyte plasma membrane-associated protein Hemomucin-like. Gene Ontology annotation, molecular function: strictosidine synthase activity. Bases 1 to 993 code for a protein of 330 amino acids. Gene Ontology annotation, biological process: biosynthetic process. The transcript is spliced from 5 exons. NCBI's taxonomy places the organism in Eukaryota, Metazoa, Arthropoda, Insecta, Lepidoptera, Pieridae. The record is from RefSeq and is a predicted model, not a curated record.
AUGAGGCUCGAUGUGAAUGGAGGCUUAGCUGAGGAAUAUAAUAUAUGUGGUAGACCACUUGGAUUUGAGAUAGAUGAGACGAAAAAUGUAAUGUAUGUAGCAGAUGCCUACUUAGGAAUUUGGAGAGUUGAUUUGAGAAAUGACAACAAGGAAAUGUUAGUUUCACCACAUAUCCCGAUUAAUGGCAAAACACCAAAACUGUUCAAUUCAGUUGCACUUGAUAAAAACGAUGGCUUAUACUGGACUGACUCAAGUACAGAGUACCAUUUAAAUGAUGGCGUAUUUGCAAGUAUAUCGGAUCCUUCUGGAAGAUUGAUCUACUAUAAUUUUUCAACUAAAGAAAAUAAAGUUUUAAUUGACAACUUAUGGUUUCCUAACGGCAUAAUUAUAUCGCCUGAUCAUAGCUUCAUUGUAAUCGCUGAAACAUUUAAGUAUAGACUGUUGAAAUAUUAUAUAAAUGGACCUAAAGUUGGCACAACCGAAGUAUUUAUAGGUGGACUACCAGGAACUCCAGAUAUUCUACGAGUAUUGCCAGAUGGGUCAGGUUUUCAAGUAGCCUUGUAUUACGCAUUCGAUGGAAAUAAACCCCUUAUAUCAAAAAGAAUCGCGCCUUUACCGCUAAUCAGGAAGGUUAUCAUACGAAUAUUCCGUCUCACGGAAUUACUCUUUGAAUUUCUCAACAGUGUUUUUCCUCACUAUAUAUUUGAAGAAAUCGUUUAUAAAGUGGGGACCUUUGGCAGUGCAGGCAUGUUUUCUCCGGGUGUAUCAGGUAUUAUUUUGGCAGAUUGGAGCGGAAAUAUAUUUGCAGCAUAUUAUAACUCUGAUGGCAGUGUUAGCCAUAUAAGUGAUGCUAUUGUGUACAAUGAUACUUUACUAAUUGGUAGUCCUUCUGCGCAAUAUAUAGGUGCUGUCCCUGCUCCAGAUCUUCUUAAAAAAGCUUACUUGUCGAAAGAUGUAAAUAUUUCAGAAAAAGAAAGCAAGACCAACGAAUAAUAUGCUUGUAGUAAAAAAAAUUGUUACAGCCGUUACGUUCCGAAAUGUGUUGUUGUGGGAUAGCUAGCAGCUAGUAGCUAUUUGAAAUUCCUAAGUUUCUAAAGUUAUCCUUCAUUAUAAACUUCAUGUUGACUCUUUGUUUCACUUUCGUAUGUCCCUGCACGCACAACUUCGCUUCAAAUUUAGUCUCUAAACGCGGAGGGGAAAAGUAAUCGGGAAGAUCCGUAUUCCAAAAGACGUCUUAAGACGUAAUCUGUGAUCAAGUGUAUACCUAAACAAGCAAGUGGCCUACCUGAUGGAAAGUAAAAAACCAGUUACCUGUGGGCAUGUGCAAUACCUGACGUCAAGAGUGCAUUGAAGAUCUUUGAGAUAGGGGUAUACUAUAGACUAGAGCAUAUAUAUACUUGAAGUUAUGAAGAUAGCAACAAAACAAUGGAUUUUUAUCAAAUUUUAAAGUAACCAUCCAUCAUCAUCAUGCAAUAUUUAGGAUUAAAUAUAAAAUUACAUACAUGAGAAUUUUAUAUUUUAUAUAAAUACAACAUAACGUUAGUAGAUACUCAAUAUGUAAAAAACAAAAUAUUACAACUUAAAUUCCUUAAAAAAAAUUAAAAAAAAAAAUGGGUACAUACAAAAAAUAGGGUGUUGUCAUUUCAAUAUUUAUACGGAUUAAGGGAGACCGUAUCUGGCUAACACUAUGAUUUGAUACUUAGUACUUACCUAGUUCAAGGUUACUAAAAUUAUACGCUUUGAAAUAAGUACUUUAAACUUCCUAUGGAUGUUUUUUUUUGUAACUGAACUAUUUUGUCCUUUAAGUAUACAGGGUGUCCCAAAGGUAUGGGACAUGAAGGGAAAGUACCUUAAAUAUCGAAGAUAGGCUAUUUUACUGAAAGAAGACUAUGUUACUUUUAAGUUAGUAAUUCUGCAUUCAAAGAUUUUCUAAAAAUUAAUUGCCUCGUCUGGGAAUCGAACUGACUUAAAUGUGAAAAUAAAGACCCCUACUUUUAUGAUGCCAAUCGAAAGAAUGGCCAAACUAAUAACUCUUAUUAAAAUACUAUGUUACAUGUCCCAUAACUUUGGGACAUCCUGUAUAUUUGCGUAAUACAAUAUGAAUUAAAUAAGACUUAUAGGUGUGUAAUAUUUUACAUGUAGUGUUAUGUGUAAUAGAGCAUAUUAAUUAUACUAUUGUUACUUAUAGUAAAUGUCGUUUUUAUAUUAUGUCUUUUUGUAAAUAAUGCUUUACUUUAAAUAUAUUUUAUAAAAUUAGGUAGUGUGGUUAGAAAAUUACCUCCUUUGUAAGCUAUGUUCUUUUUACCAUACACAACUAAUUAUUGGCGGACACGGUCGCAUAAAUCAUAUAAUUCUAGUUUCUUUUUAUUUGUGAAUAUUCUUUAUGUUAAUGUUCUGAAAUUCUGCGCACAUCUUUGGUAUUUUUUUAUAAGAAUAGGUGUGGAAUAAUUGUAUAUUUGUAUUACGUCCAUCCUUUUAUUUU